AUGCCCAUCCAAGCCAUUGUUCAGACCUCCCUCGAGGCUGUUGAAUUCAUCGACACGCCAAUUCCCAUACCAAAGCCCGAUCAAGUCGUGAUCAAAGUAGUCGCCGCAGCUUCCAACCCCAAAGACUGGAAACUGACCGUCUGGCAAAACAAGCCUCACAACUCGGGCGACGACGUUGCCGGCAUAGUCCACUCUGUCGGCAGCUCAGUCCGCAACUUCCACCCAGGCGACCGCGUCUUCGCCUACCACCAGCCUCACGCCGCAGAUGGAGCAUACGCCGAGUACGCUGUUGCGCCCGUACAAACAACCUGCCACUUCCCUCCCACCAUGUCGUUUGAAGAAGCAUCCACGAUCCCCACCGCCGCCUUCACAGCCGCCGUAGGUCUCUUCCUCGGCCUUGACAUCCGCGCCCCCUUCCUCCCCGCCCCCUCGCCCUCCUCAUCCUCCUCAUCCAGCAAAAAGCGCCCCCUCCUCAUCUACGGCGUAACCACGGCCGUCGGAUCCUUCGCCGCCAAACUCGCCCGCCUCGCCGGCAUCCACCCCAUCAUCGGCAUCGCAGGACGCGCUACAAACUACGCCCGCACCCUCGUCGACCACGUCAUCGACUACCGCCAAAGCGACGCCGACGUCCUCGCCGCCAUCUCGGCAGUACUGCAGCGCGAAGGACUCGGCGAAAAGGUUCCGCUCGUCUUCGACGCCAUCUCAGAGCACGGCUCCCUGGAGCGCACCGCGCAGUUCAUCGACCCGCACGGCGGCCGAGUGGCGACCGUGUUGCCGCCUGCCAUGUUUGCGCGCGACAAAGAGGCGUUUGGGUACCCCGAGGGCGUCGAGGCGCGGUUCAUCCGCGCUGCAAGGGUUUUUGGUGAAGACAGGGAGUUUGCGCUUGUGUGGAGUGCGUACAUGGGCCUGUUGCUGGAGAGUGGGAGGCUAAAGGGUCAUCCUUAUGAGGUUGUGCCUGGCGGGCUUAAAGGAGUCAUUGCGGGCUUGCAGAAUCUACGCGAUGGCAAGGCGAGCGGUGUCAAGUAUGUGUAUAGGAUUGAGGAGACUGAGUAG
This is a messenger RNA of Bipolaris oryzae ATCC 44560, 1053 nucleotides long. RefSeq lists its product as uncharacterized. Lineage: Eukaryota; Fungi; Ascomycota; Dothideomycetes; Pleosporales; Pleosporaceae. Bases 1 to 1053 code for a protein of 350 amino acids. The transcript is spliced from 3 exons. The record is from RefSeq and is a predicted model, not a curated record. Gene Ontology annotation, molecular function: oxidoreductase activity, acting on NAD(P)H.